GCCACGGGCCCCUAGCAAACGGCCCCGUGAGGUCAUCGACUUAACCGGCCUUGUCGACGUCGACGGUGACCGCCAGGCCAAAGCACCGCGCUACCCGUCUUCCUCAUAUGCCUCGCAGCCAGCUUCGUCGGCAUAUAGCAGGCAGCCAUCAGGCGCUGGCUCGUACCUACCAACGCCCCCAGCAUCAAUAUCCUACUCGGGCCCGUCAUCGUCCAAGCCAUCGCAGCCCUUGUCGCUGCAAAGUCAAUACAGCGAAUCUGGCGAGCCUGGCUACAUAGACCUCACUCAGAGCGACGAUGGCCCCAACUACGAAUGCUCAUAUUGUUGGCGUUCGGUACUACAACGGCGUGGCUUCAAUUGGUGAACUCGUCACGUGCAAGAGAGAGCCUUCCAACCAGUACGACCGAAAUGCCAUCCGAGUAGAUAAUGUUUUCGGAGUGCAGGCCGGGCAUGUGCCACGGUCUAUUGCGGCGAAACUCGCUCCUUAUCUGGAUGCCAACGACAUUACUAUUGAAGCUACCAUCUCGGGCCCCAGGAGCAUGUAUGAGUGUCCGAUUCUCAUCAGAAUCUUUGGAACAGCUGAUCCGAGUGGCCGCGACGCCUUGGAAGAGCGCCUCAAGACCGACAAGCUCUUGAAGGCCACCCAACUCAAGCACACCCGAGCGGCCAACGAGGUCCAACGGAAGACUAUGGGUCUCAAGAGUGGCAGAUCGACAUACGGGCUUGCCCUGGAUGAGCACGGGCCGCAAGUCUCCUUGGAGCAGCUGACCCAAGUCAGCCAGGCUGUGACGCUCCGCACUGGCGGAGGUAUGGUGCAGUCGUUUGCAAUAGACGAAGACCAACUCUGCAAGAUGCCACUAGCUGAACAGCCUGCUUCCCUUCGCGCUACGUUGCUUCCAUAUCAGCUGCAGGGUCUCGCUUGGCUGACGACCAAAGAAAAGCCUGAAUUCCCAGCACCGGGGUCUCCGGAUGCUGUACAGCUCUGGAAGCGUGACGCUCGAGGCCAGUACGCUAACGUAGCCACCAACUUUAAAGUUGCGACGCCUCCCGCCCUCGCCUCUGGCGGUAUACUUGCCGAUGACAUGGGAUUGGGCAAAACGGUUCAGAUUAUCAGUCUAAUCCAGACUGGCGGGCCGGGGAGUACCCUCAUUGUCGCUCCCGUUAGUGUAAUGAGCAACUGGGCACAGCAAAUCCAGCGCCACGUCUUCGAGGACAAGGUGCCGGAAGUGCUCAUUUAUCACGGAGCUUCCCGACAAUCCAUGAACAGACCACUCGGCAGUUUUGGCGUGGUUGUUACCAGCUACGGGACCUUGUCCAGCGAGACAGAUGGCGGUCCUCUGUCGAAGGUCAAGUGGCGUCGAGUCGUGUUGGACGAAGGCCACACCAUUCGCAACGCCAAAACCAAGGCCGCCCUAGCGGCCUGCCAGCUCGAAGCGGAAUCGAGAUGGGUCCUGACCGGGACGCCAAUCAUCAACAACAUUCGGGACCUCCAUUCGCUGGUCAAGUUCCUUCGCAUCAAAGGUGGGAUUGAACAAUCUGAAAUAUUCAACAUGGCCAUUGGCAGGCCUCUGGCGGAUGGCGACAAGCGUGGCGAGGCCUUGUUGCAGACUCUUAUGGCCGACAUCUGUCUCCGCCGCCGUAAGGACAUGAAGUUUGUGGACCUUAAGCUACCUGCAAAAACCGAAUACAUACACCGCAUCGCAUUUUGGGCAGACGAGAAGAAGAAAUACGACUCAUUACAUUCCGAGGCCAAAGGUGCUCUGAAGGAAUUCCAAGACAAGUCCAAACACGGACAAAAGGGGAGGUUUCAAGGCGUGCUCGAGAAGCUUUUACGCCUUCGCCAAACGUGCAAUCAUUGGACGCUGUGCAAGGAGCGCAUUUCCGACCUGCUGAAGCUUUUGGAAGACCAAGAUAUCGUUCCCUUGAAUGCUGAGAAUUGCCAAGUUCUGCAAAUGGCGCUUCAGCUUGCUAUCGAGAGCCAGGAAGAGUGCCCCGUCUGCAUGGAAUCGUUGACGAAACCGGUCAUCACACACUGCAAACACGUCUUUUGCCGCGGCUGCAUCUCCAAGGUCAUUGAAAUACAGCAAAAGUGUCCCAUGUGCCGAGCCCCGCUGUCGGAAGACAAGCUGCUCGAGCCUGCGCCAGAGGGCUCGGCCGAGGACGAAGGACAGGAUCUCGACCAGGACACCAAGAGCUCAAAGACGGAGGCGCUUCUCAAGAUCCUGCAGGCUACGAUGAAAAAGGAAGGAUCCAAGGUGAUCAUCUUCUCGCAGUGGACUUCGUUCCUCACUGUGAUCCAGCGCCAGCUCGACGAGGCGGGCUACACGUACACGCGCAUCGACGGCAGCAUGAACACGAGCCGGCGCGAUGCCGCCAUACGGGCCCUCGACCACGACCCCAACACGCGCGUCAUGCUAGCCAGCUUGUCCGUGUGCAGCGUCGGCCUAAAUCUGGUCUCAGCCGACACCGUCAUCCUCGCCGACAGCUGGUGGGCGCCGGCGAUCGAGGACCAGGCCGUGGACCGCGUCCACCGCCUCGGGCAGACGCGCCCCACCACAGUCUGGCGACUCGUCAUGGAAGGUACCGUUGAGGAGCGCGUCCUUGACGUGCAGAGCAAGAAGAGGAACCUGGUCACCCAGGCGUUCAAGGAAGAUGACAAGAAGAAGACCAAGGAGACGAGAAUAGCGGACCUAGUCAAGCUGCUCGGCUGAGGGUGCAAUUUUGGGUUGGGAAAGGGGGUGUGCAUCAAGCCGUGCAACGUCGUACACUUUGGGUCGGGUGGCUACGGGGAUG
Molecule: messenger RNA, 2793 nt
Organism: Lasiosphaeria miniovina
Lineage: Eukaryota; Fungi; Ascomycota; Sordariomycetes; Sordariales; Lasiosphaeriaceae
Product: RAD5-like protein
Exons: 7
Coding region: 297-2711 (804 amino acids)
Biological process (GO): DNA repair
Cellular component (GO): nucleus
Molecular function (GO): nucleic acid binding; ATP-dependent chromatin remodeler activity; hydrolase activity, acting on acid anhydrides, in phosphorus-containing anhydrides
Source: RefSeq, a predicted model, not a curated record